AUGAAGACAGUACUCCCAUGGUCGGUCCUCAUGCAGGCCUAUUUGGCCGCGUCGAGCCCCCUACUACCGCGAAGCAUAGAGAAAACUCAGCCAGAGUCACUGCUUCAAAUGAGGUCCCCAGCUCCAUUCCAGGAUCCAAGUCCAAAUACUGUCACAACCAACACCAUCCGACUCACUCGCGUUAAAGCUCGAUCAUCAUCUGCGCAUGAAGCAUCGGGGAUCCUCUCACGCAGCGACACAUCCGAGCUAGCUGGCGAAGUCACAGUUGGGAACCAGACUUUGAAGCUCAUCUUCGAUACUGGUUCAAGUGAUCUCUGGAUACCAGGCGAAAAUUUCCAGUGCGUCUCAGCAAAUCUGACCAUACAAAGCAACAGCGUUUGCAACUUCACCACCACCUUCAAGGGCACAUAUGGUAGUGGUCAGAUUGUUGCCGGCAGCCUGGGGUACGAGUCCGUUUCUGUAGCAGGCAUUACUAUCCCCGACCAGGAGAUUUCCAUUGCCAAUCUCAUCAACUUUGGGGCUCAAGGACAAGUCGACGGCUUGAUCGGCUUGUCCUAUCCUUUGCUCACGAAUGUCGCCAAUGCUACAAUUCCAUACAACAGCUUUUUAGCCAACGUCUUCCGAAAGAAUCUUACGGCACCUUUGUUCGGUAUUGCCAUGGAGCGCAACAACGGUGGAACUUUUGCUUUGGGAGGGCUGCCCCCAGUACCGAUCAAGCCCAGUUUUGCCAGCACUCCUAUCCUGAUCGCCGACAAUUUGAACAGCGGAGAUGCUCGUAGAAGGACAAACUUUACUUUCUACACCAUUGUUGCGGAAAACUACGUCGUUGGCGACUCCAAAGGAGACGAUGAAAAAAUUCCUGGAGCUGGCAUAUUUAAUGUUGUCGACAGCGGUACAUUCCUCACAAUGCUAUCACCAACCGUAACUAAAGUCCUAUAUGCGAAAUUCCCUGAGGCACCAGUCUCUCCUCCCGAGGCUUUAGGCAAUUUCCUUGUGCCCUGCAACACCACUGCACCCGAGUUUGGCAUCGAGAUCGCGGACCAGACUUUCUACAUGUCGCCAAAAGAUCUCAUUCUCCAGAAUGUGAGAGUUGAUGACAUGUGUGCUCUGGGCGUACAACCUACAGCUGCUGGUAGGCCAUCUAUUCUCGGCGCCACAUGGCUACAUAAUGUGCUGGCUGUGUAUGACGUUGGCGCUUCGCAAAUGCGAUUUGCCCCUCGCAUCCCAUACUGA
Trichoderma breve is the source of this 1233-nucleotide messenger RNA. RefSeq names its product eukaryotic aspartyl protease domain-containing protein. The transcript is spliced from 4 exons. Gene Ontology annotation, biological process: proteolysis. NCBI's taxonomy places the organism in Eukaryota, Fungi, Ascomycota, Sordariomycetes, Hypocreales, Hypocreaceae. Bases 1 to 1233 code for a protein of 410 amino acids. Gene Ontology annotation, cellular component: fungal-type vacuole. The record is from RefSeq and is a predicted model, not a curated record. Gene Ontology annotation, molecular function: aspartic-type endopeptidase activity.